GUGGCAGGGCCGGGCCAACCUCCGCAUCGGCUGCCGCUAUCCUCGGGCUGGAAUCGCCGAGCCCCGUUGGCCGUCGCGGGCCUCCCGCCCGCUCGACGCGAGGUUCGUCCAUCUGUUCGACUCGCAGGCCGCGGCGUCCAUCGCGGCCAAGGGGAGGCGCGAGGCGGCAACCGACAGUUUCGGCCAAGCGGAGCAUGAAGCAUUCUUUCAGAGGGCGAGGAGGGCGCGCUUGGCAAAGUGUCGAACUCGGUUGAGAGUGCUCGGGGUCACGGGCACCACGCCCAAGCGCUACGCCGAUGCCCUGGAGUUGCUCCUCGAGCUCCGGGUCGGCAUUGGCGUCGGUCCCGCGGCGCCGCCCGACAUCGACGAGGGCGUCGCUGAGUGCGUCGAGGCGCUUUGGGCCCGGGCCGAGGGUGGGCGUAUCAGCGUGGCUAACUACGCGGUCGCCGCUGUGGGCUUCUUUUACCCUUCGGUCCCGCAGAGCCUAGGCCUGGCGUGGGGCCUGGUCGAAACUUGGCGCCUGUGUGAGCCGCCAGUCAGUGCUUCCCCUUUCGCCCAGAACUGGUGCUGGCCCUCGCUGGGGUCGCCCAUGAAUGUGGUGCCAGCGACGUCGCGCGCUUGCUGGUGCUCGGGUUUGCUGGCCUCUUCCGCACGAUUGAGCUGUUCACCCUCACCAAGCGGCAGGUUGCAUCAUCGGCGACAAGGUCGUGAUCAGGCUCCCUGAGAGGAAGACCUGCUUCCGCAACGCUACGACGGAGGUCGUCGUUGUGGGCAGCCCUGUGGCGGUAGUCUGCCCGCAGUUCACGGGUUGCUACAUGAAUACAGGCCGAGAGAUCUUCAAACACGGCAAAUGAGUUCCUCCUUCG
Molecule: messenger RNA, 866 nt
Organism: Prorocentrum cordatum
Lineage: Eukaryota; Dinophyceae; Prorocentrales; Prorocentraceae
Source: the annotation of a GenBank genome assembly